Brassica napus (rape) is the source of this 927-nucleotide messenger RNA. RefSeq lists its product as uncharacterized. The transcript is spliced from 2 exons. The coding region runs from base 1 to 927 and encodes 308 amino acids. The record is from RefSeq and is a predicted model, not a curated record. Lineage: Eukaryota; Viridiplantae; Streptophyta; Magnoliopsida; Brassicales; Brassicaceae.
AUGCCUGAUGGGGUUUUUAGUCUGAGGCAAUUGUUCAAUACUGGUGAGGAGUUUAAAGUGAAUGCUAUUCGAUACAUUCUGAAGACGAGGAGAAAUGUUGUCUUCGAUAGAUGGGAGAAGACUAAACUCGGUGCAAAGUGUAAUGAGAAUGAUUGUGGAUGGCGCAUCUAUUGUUCAGUGGAGAAUCCAAUUGGGAAAUGGAUGGUGAAAACCUAUGAUGAUGAGCAUCAGUGUCAUCCUGUUGGGAGGUGUAAGCAGAUCAAGAGUCCGGUGAUAGCUGAUCUAUUUCUUGAAGACAUCAGAAGAGAUCCUGAAAUGAGUGCUCCGAAAAUCAAAGAUGAAAUGAAGAGGAGGUACAACAUCAUCAUCUCACCUCCACAAUCACAAGUUGCUAGGAGAAUGAUCUUUGAUAAACUCCAAGCUGAAACUAACGAGCAGUUUGAACGGACAAAUAAAAACACCACCGUCCAGAUCAACACCAUCAGAAGAGAGGAUGGAGAAGAAAUGUUCUCCCAAAUCUAUAUUUGUUUUGACAGGCUAAAGAGGUCAUGGAAACAGAACUGCAGACCCAUCAUUGGCUUAGAUGGUACUUUCUUAAAACACUCUGUCCAGGGGAUGAUUCUCACAGUAAUAGGAAGGGAUCCAAAUAAUCAGAUAUAUCCCAUAGCUUGGGCAGUAGUGUCGGCUGAGAACAAUGAUAACUGUGAAUGGUUCGUUCACAUGUUGAAGCUUGACUUGGAUUUGGGUGAAGGUGAAAACAUUUUGAUUAUAUCUGAUAUGCAUAGGAGUUUGAUUCAUGGUGUUUCUAAGGAGUUGCCAAUGGCUGAGCAUCGAACAUGUGCUAGACACAUCUACGCCAAUCUGAAGAAAUUACAUAAGUCUGACACUUUGAAACCCCUCUUUUGGAGAGUUGCAUGCGAAAAGUAA